Messenger RNA from Botrytis cinerea B05.10, 1288 nucleotides. RefSeq lists its product as hypothetical. NCBI's taxonomy places the organism in Eukaryota, Fungi, Ascomycota, Leotiomycetes, Helotiales, Sclerotiniaceae. Bases 129 to 911 code for a protein of 260 amino acids. Gene Ontology annotation, molecular function: protein binding. The record is from RefSeq and is a predicted model, not a curated record. The transcript has a single exon.
GCACCCAACUACUCGAACUCAUCGCUCUCAUGUCCAGCAUCUUUGCAUGGAAAUACCAGAUAUAGCAAUUCUUGAUCAGAUACAGCACCGGCGAACCAACAGUCAGUACACAAAUCCCAAGCAUCCAGAUGUCCACCCAAAGUCUCAAUCCCCUCUACGUCCCUGAAAUACUCACCAAGAUCCUCUCGCAUCUCGAUGCCAAAACUCUCCUCUUCUCCCAACGCGUUUCCAAACAAUGGGCCGAAUUAAUUCAAACAUCCCCCCAUCUCCAAGAGUGUCUUUUCUUCAAAAGCUCUGCCCCAAAUGCAGAGUUUACGCUCAAUCCUCUACUGGUUGAGAAAUUCCCAGCUUGGUUCAAUACGAUGGAAGAAGAACCAUGGAUUCAAGUAGGCCAUGAAGUUUUUGAUAAGUUGGAAUGGGGUUCUUCACCCCGCGUUACAAUGGCUUAUAAGAGAUCUGAUGCCAGCUGGCGCAAAAUGCUACUGUGUCAGCCCCCACUUGAAGAAAUGUUGAUUAAUUACACGAGGUGUGAUAACCAGUGGCUUUGCUUCUGGGACGUAAAGGUUGAGAAAAAAGAAGGUAUUAGAAUGGGUUUGGCGUAUGAUUACAUGUACCAGGCUAUGUAUAAAUGUAUAUUCGUGGCUGUGGAUGGGCCUCUUUACAAUCAUGAAUUUAUGUUCGAUUGGAGAGAGGAGAGCACUGCAGGGGAAAGGUCGAAGGAGCGUCGCAGGAGAAUCAAGGUAUUGGUGGAGCAGGGGUGUAGUUGCUGUGCAGACGAUUGUGAAGAAUGUAGAGAUGUACAUGGACAUCACAGAAUCUUCAAAAGCGAGGGAUUUGAGAAGGAAGCGGCCAACGAAGAUGCAUAUUUGAAGAUGAUGCAAGAUGAAGGUUUCGAGACUUGUGAGAGAUAGGUCUAGGGUUCUCAAAACAUCUGGCCAUUCGGAGUAAGGGCUAGAUCGGAAGAUGGAGCAUCCUUAAUUAAGAAAAGAUAUAAAUGAUGAAGUAUCACACACGGUCACGAAGUCAACCAAUCAGAAUACAUUCCGCCGAGUUUAUCAUAGUAAUCGAUAUUUACUCCAUCACGGAUGAGAAUAUCGUUCUCGAAGCUCUUCCUAUCCGCAUCAAAAGAAGUACACAAACGCUCCGUAUUCUUAGCCCCAAAACUGCAGAGCCGACAAAUUGUAACCCAGAAGUGACCCAACUUCACCAGGACACCACUCAAGACUGUGUCUGUGAACACGGUAUCAAUAGCCACGAUAUCAAUAGCCGAGGAGGUCCCUCCCCGACA